CGCUCCUCCCGCCGAGGACGGGCUUCCUUGGGGCGGCCCAGGACGGGCUUCUCCUCCCACCGCCUGCGCUGAUCUCCCGCGAGCAGGGGCGCUGUCGUCCUCGCAAUGCCAAUGCAAACUGUCGAAAAAACCAAUGCUGUGAAAGUUGCUCAUUCUGAAGAUAAUAGUGAAAAUACAGAUGGAUCAGAUUCAUCAGAUGCAGUUGAGUGGGACCCAUGGAACCCUCCAUAUCCUCCUCGUCCUGCUUUUCCACCGACGGCAGACUUUAUGACCAAAUUGCAAAUGAUCAAACAGCAUGGAUUUCGAAUACAGGCUGCACUUGCUGCCUCCAGGUCCACAAAUAUAAUUGCCCCAGACCGUACUCCUCAGGUGGUGCUCGGUAAUUUUUGCAAAAUAUCCGGUGAACUAGAGCUCAUCCUCAAAAGAGAUAGUGUUCGGAGCUUCCUCAGGCUGUAUAAAGAAAAUGUGGAUUGCAUGGCUUGGGGUUAUAUCAUCACCCCUCAAACAUUAAACUUGAUUAUUGCACGCAAUGCCCUGCGGUGUGCUAAGCUUGUUUUGGAGGGCAAGGCGCCUGCGUUCUGCCAGAUGCGUGCCAACCCGAACUGCAUGACCAGCUCCGGAUACUUCCCCCUCCAUCAAGCUGCUGAAAAUUUCUCUGUUGACAUGAUUAAGUUGCUGCUUCGCUAUGGCGCAUCAGCAAAUUUACGCACAUCGGGGGAAAAGGUCAUCGAGGGCCUCCUCCCUCUCCAUGUUGCCAUUGAGGACACUUGCAUGCACAAGUAUCUGGAGGAUAAUCUAUUAACUGACCAAAAGCACAAACAAGUGGAUUUUGGCUUCAUCUACAAGCUUGUCCAUCUGCUUUGUCUACCUGAGAUGAAGAUCUUCUUGGCCACGACUAGACUGCUUGCAGACUACACGGAUAAUCUUCUUGAUGAGCUAUGGAAUUACAUUAAGGAGGGAAAGCUUGUCCAUGCAGCCAUUUUGCUCCUUGCAGCACAACGGAGAAUUCGUACAUGUGCUUCUUCUAAUAGAAACAUCAAGCAUAACCCGAGUGGGUUUACUAUUAUCAAGGAUCGUAUCAUGGGAUUCAUUGUUUCCAUAGAAACAGAAUGGCCUGGAUUAACAAGCGGUAGAAAUAGCAAGGCAUAUAGGCAGCUGGAGGAGAAGCGGAUGUUGUUCUGUAAUGCAUUGGUGCUUAAUUCUAUGAUUUCUGAAGCUGGUGAAGCUCUUGAUGAAUAUAUCCAGACUCAUUCAGAGGUAUCUCACAGGGAGAUCCUUGAAAGUGUUUCAUCAAUUCUCAAGGAUCAUGGUUUUGAUUCUGCUGGAAAAGGAAUAAACAUAGGAGAGCUGAAAUGCUGCCCCUAUGACUGCGGAGAGCCGGAUAGUCUGCUAAAGUCCAAGCAUGAAAAAUAUUUCAUGACCGAGGCAGGUGGAGAAUCUCCUAAUCUGAAUAUGGAAGCUAAAAAUGUGUUUUUUGGGGGGUAUUUGCAUGUUGAGAUUGUCGGGGGCAAAGGUCUCUAUAAUCCCAGUUCUUGGAGAGUUUUUUUGGACCAGUGGAGUUAAAUAUCGCUGACUUGUGGAUUUAAAGUCGAAAACACAGAUGUUUUUUUUUUGUUACUUUGAAAUCUGAUUUAGUUGCAUGAUUCCUGAUUUGGUAAACUCUAGUAUCUGUGGUUUGUACAAUCUGCACCAGUAAUUAUGCUUAUGGAAUGGUUGACCUGUCUAAUUUAAACAACUUCACAGCGGGUUUAUUAUGGUUUGUGUCAUUGUGCUAGCUAGUAAUUUAUAUGCAGGUUUUUACACCUGGAGAGGCAGGGGGAUUUGCUGUAUGUGGUUGCAACUGGAAUUUGGAUUGCAGAGAUGAAGUGGGGAAAAUAAACGUAUUAUUUUACAGAGAUAUUAAUUGGAUUGAUAUUUUAGUUUUAAUUACCUGUGUUAGAUUCUGGCUAUGCAAUAUUUGAACCAAACACCAGCAUCGUCAAGUCCUUUUUGAAAAUUAAUAUUUACUUAUGAUCGUCCAAUUCAAUUGUGCUGUUUUGGUUUGGUUAGGUCGUAACUGCGUACAUAAAUUUUGUUACUGACUGUCUGCCAGUAAUCGUUUGGCUAACUAUCUGGCUGCUUUAGCCUUGCCUGAACUCUCCCAUCUGUUUCUGGCAUUGCAAGAAUUCUCCAGUCUGUUAUACCCACUCCCUUCUGAUAUAAUGCUAAAGCUGCCCGGCAGCAAGUCUCCUGCCCAGCCUGCCAUGUUGGUGUGUGGUCCUUGCUGGUCAAUGUUUAGUGAAAAACUAGCCUUCCCAAGUCAAGUUUUAGGAUGUGGUCAGCUGUUCCCAGAUGACUGAAUGAUUACUUUAUCAUUAGUAGUUGACAAAACAACAGUGAUAUGUUUAUACUUCCGAGUGUUGUCUUCGUAUUGAAGUUUUUGUUGCAUGGUUUCUGAGAUCCAGA
Messenger RNA from Oryza brachyantha (malo sina), 2445 nucleotides. RefSeq lists its product as uncharacterized. Lineage: Eukaryota; Viridiplantae; Streptophyta; Magnoliopsida; Poales; Poaceae. Gene Ontology annotation, biological process: positive regulation of protein catabolic process; protein ubiquitination. Bases 106 to 1563 code for a protein of 485 amino acids. The transcript has 9 exons. Gene Ontology annotation, molecular function: protein binding. The record is from RefSeq and is a predicted model, not a curated record.